UGGGCUAGAGGAGGAAGAGGAGGAGCAGGAAGUGGAAGCGGGGGAACACGCGGUCCAGCCCUCGCUGUGUCCGCAGCCCUCCCGCCCCUGAGGCAUUGUCCCCCCCCGUAUCUCAGGAUUUUCCAUUUCCAAACCUCAGCCCAAUGGAGGAGGAGGAGGCCAUGAGGAAGAGGAAGAAGACCCGAAAGCCCCAUGCAGGCACUGAGCUGAGGAGGGAGACCAGGCAGGACAAAUCCCUGCAGCAGAAGCUCGUGGACGAGGCCGUUUUGAGCAGCUCCACAGCACAGGAAUCCAACGGGGAGGAAAAUCCCCAGAGAUCCCGCACGAGGAGGGGCUGCAAACGCAGAUCUCAGGGAUCCGAGGAGGAAAGACCCACCCUGGCCCAGGGAGGCGGCCAGAGCUCGGAGCUGGAGGUCAGUGAGCAGCUCCAGGAUGGGGAGAAGUCCCACAAGUGCUCGGAAUGUGGGAAGAGCUUCAGAUGGAGAUGCCAACUCAUCUCCCAUUGGAUAAUCCACACUGGGGAACGGCCCUACGAGUGUGGCGAGUGUGGGAAGAGCUUCAGCCACAAAUCCAACCUGACUGGCCACCAGAGGAUCCACACCGGGGAGAGGCGCUACAAGUGUGAUCAGUGCAGGAAGAGGUUUCGCACCAGCUCCCAUCUCCUCAGGCAUCAGCGGAUUCACACAGAGGAGAGGCCCUUCCUCUGCCAUGACUGCGGGAAGGGCUUCAGGGAGAAAUCUGAACUUGUCACCCACCAGCGCAUCCACACUGGGGAGAAGCCCUACGAGUGUCCAAAGUGUGGGAAGAGAUUCAGCCGGAGCUCCUACCUGAUUGACCACCAGAGGAACCACACGGGGGAACGGCCCUACGAGUGUGGGCAUUGUGGGAAGAGCUUCAGCCGAAGCUCCUGCCUGAUCAAACACCAGAUAAUCCACACCGGGGAACGGCCCUAUGAGUGUGAUAAGUGCAGGAAGAGGUUUCAGACCAGCUUCUGUCUCCUCAGGCACCAGCGCAUUCACACAGAUGAGAAGCCCUUCCGCUGUGCCCAGUGCAAGAAGGGCUUCAGGCACAAGUCUAGCCUUGUCACCCACCAGCGGAUCCACACUGGGGAGAGGCCCUAUGGGUGUCCUGAGUGUGGGAAAAGCUUCGGGAUGAUCUCCACCCUCAUUAUCCACCACAGGAGGCACACAGGGGAACGGCCGUAUGAGUGUCCCCAGUGUGGGAGGAGCUUCAGCCACUACUCCAGCCUGAUCCGCCACCAGAGGAACCACAAAGGAGAGAAGCCCUAUGAGUGUGAGGAAUGCAGGAAGAGGUUUCAGACCAGCUCCGAUCUCCUCGUCCACCAGCGCACUCACACCAAGGAGAAGCCCUUCCGCUGCCCUGACUGUGGGAAGGGCUUCAAGCAGAACGCCGCCCUCGUCAGGCACCGGCGCAUCCACACUGGGGAGAAGCCCUAAAAGUGUCUCGAGUGUGGGAAGAGCUUUUCACAGAGUUCAGCCUUGACCCAAUACCAACAGAGCCACAAUGGGGAGAGGCUCUUCUACUGCACUGAGUGCGGGACUGGCUUCAAGCACAACUCCCACCUCAUCGUGCACCGGCGCAUCCACACCGGGGAGAGGCCCUACGAGUGUGGGGAGUGUGGGAAGAGAUUCAGGCAGAGCUCCACCCUUACUGUUCACCAGAGGACCCACACUGGGGAGAAGCCCUAUGAAUGUGAUCAGUGCAGGAAGAGGUUUCAGACCAGCUCCGAUCUCCUCAAGCACCAGCGCACUCACACAGAUGAGAGGCCCUUCCUCUGCCCUGAGUGCGGGAAGGGCUUCAAGCACAACUACACUCUUGUCAUCCACCGGCGCAUUCACACUGGGGAGAGGCACUAGGAGUGUGAUAAAUGCAAAAAGAGGUUCCAGAGCUGCUCCCAUAUCCUCAAACACCAGUGCAUUCACACAGAGGAAAGGACCUUCCACUGCCCAAACUGCAGGAAGGGCUUCAGUGAGUACUCCACCCUCGUCAAGCACCGGCGCAUCCACACUGGGGAGAGGCCCUAUAAGUGUGCGCAGUGUGGGAAGAGCUUCUCCAGUACCUCGCACUUGACUAGACACCAACAGAGCCAGCACUAAGGACAGCCCUGUGAGUGCGUAGCUCGAGUGCAAGAGAGCUUCAUGCGCUGCUCCAGCUCUGUUCUCCAUGGAAGGAUCCAGAAGGAGCUGAUGAUGGAGACCAGGCAGGACAAAUCGCCAGGGCAGAAGUUCAUGGAAGAGGCUGUUUUGAGCAGCUCCACAGCAGAGGAAUCCAGCGAGGAGGAAAAUCCCCGGAGAUCCCGCACGAGGAAGGGCUGCAAACGCAGAUCACGGGCAUCCGAGGAGGAAAGACCCACCCUGGCCCAGGGAGGCGGCCAGAGCUCGGAGCUGGAGAUGAAUGAUCAGCGCCAGGGUGGGAAGAAGCCCCACAAGUGCUCAGAAUGUGGGAAGAGCUUCAGGCGGAAAUCCUGCCUGAUCGUCCACCUGAUGCUGCACACCGGGGAGAGGCCCUACGAGUGUGGGGAGUGUGGGAAGGGCUUCACCCAGAGGUCCAACCUGAUUGUCCACCAGAGGGCCAGCGCGCGAUUGCUCCCAUAUUUGCAUAACCACGCCUUUCGGCUUGUCCCCGCCCUCCUUCGGCUGCAGCCCCGUCCGGGCGCUGUUCGCUCCCAGUUCCCUCCCAGCGCUCCCAGAGGAGCAAGAAGAGGAGAGACGGAAGAGGAGGAGCAGGAGGAGGUGCAGCGCCGUCCCCACGCGGUUCCCCGCUCCGGCCGCAGCUUCCCGUGUUCCGCCAGCAUCGCCCCCCGGAACCCGCAGCAGGAUUAUCCAUUCCCAAACCAUGGCAGGAUGAAAAAGGAGGAGGCUGCAAGGAAGAGGAAGAUGGCCCGGGAGCCCCAGGCAGACACUCAGCUGAGGAUGGAGAGCAGGGAGGACAAAUCCUCGCAGCAGAAUCUCGUGGAAGAGGCUGCUUUGAGCAGCUCCACGGCGCAGGAAUCCAAUGGAGAGGAAAAGGCCUGGAGAUCCGGCAUGAGGAGGAGCUGCAAACGCAGAUCAUGGGAAUUGGAGGAGGAAAGGCCCAAACUGGCCCGGGGAGGCAUCAGGAGCUCGGAGCUGGGGGUCCAUGAGCAGCUCCAGGACGGGGAGAAGCCCCACAAGUGCUCGGAAUGUGGGAAGAGCUUCUGCAAGAGAUUCUACCUGAUGUGCCAUUGGAGAAUCCACACGGGGGAGAGGCCCUACGAGUGUGGUGAGUGUGGGAAGAGCUUCAGCCGGAGCUCUAGCCUGAGCAACCACCAGAGGAGCCACACAGGGGAGAGGCCCUACAAGUGUGAUCAGUGCAGCAAGACUUUUCAGACCAGCUCCACUCUGCUCAUACAUCAACGGAUUCACACAGAUGAGAGGCCCUUUCGCUGCUUCAAGUGCAGGAAGGGCUUCAGGCACAAAUCAGACCUCAUCAGCCACCAGCACAUCCACACUGGGGAGAAGCCCUACAAGUGUCCCUGGUGUGGUCAGAGCUUCAGGACCAGACCCAAUCUGAGCAGCCAUCAGAGAAUCCACACGGGGGAACGGCCCUACGAAUGUGGGGAGUGUGGCAAGAGCUUCAGCCAGAGCUCUCACCUGAUUGCCCACCAGAGGAGCCACACUGGGGAGAGGCCCUACGAGUGUGGAGAGUGUGGGAAGAGCUUCAGGACGAGCAACAACCUGAGCCGCCAUCAAAUGAGACACACAAAGCAGAGGCCCUACGAGUGUGACAAAUGCAGGAAGAGGUUUCAGACCAGCUCUGACCUCCUCCUGCACCAGCGGAUUCAUCUGGAGGAGAGGCCCUUCUGCUGCCCCGACUGCGGGAAGGGCUUCAGGCGCAACUCCACCCUCGUCGUACAUCGGCGCAUCCACACUGGGGAGAGGCCCUACGAGUGUGGGCAGUGUGGGAAGACCUUUUCACAGAGCUCUAACUUGACCCAACACCAACGGAGGCACCACUUAGAGAUGACCUGAGAAUGCCCCGAGUGCAGGAAGAGCUUCAUGCGCUGCUCCAGCUCCAUCCUGCACAGAGGGAUCCACCCUCGAUGAUCCCCAGUGACCCCAAGUGGGCAGAGCCCCGACGAUCCC
This is a messenger RNA of Pyrgilauda ruficollis (rufous-necked snowfinch), 4124 nucleotides long. Its product is annotated as zinc finger protein 99-like. Gene Ontology annotation, molecular function: DNA-binding transcription factor activity, RNA polymerase II-specific; RNA polymerase II cis-regulatory region sequence-specific DNA binding. The record is from RefSeq and is a predicted model, not a curated record. NCBI's taxonomy places the organism in Eukaryota, Metazoa, Chordata, Aves, Passeriformes, Passeridae. Gene Ontology annotation, biological process: regulation of DNA-templated transcription. The transcript has 8 exons.